This is a messenger RNA of Aspergillus puulaauensis, 1008 nucleotides long. RefSeq lists its product as uncharacterized. The record is from RefSeq and is a predicted model, not a curated record. The transcript is spliced from 2 exons. NCBI's taxonomy places the organism in Eukaryota, Fungi, Ascomycota, Eurotiomycetes, Eurotiales, Aspergillaceae. The coding region runs from base 1 to 1008 and encodes 335 amino acids.
AUGCCUGGUCUAUACGUCGAGCCCGUCAAACCCCAAUCCGGCUUCCCAUUUAACCCUAACCCAUACCAUCAACAACAUACGCCCCUAUUCAAUCGCGAUUUUACACCUAGAUACUUAUACCGUCUUGUUGCUCCCCAGACGGUGGGUUCAACCACAGCCUCAACCGCCGUCCCCCCAACUCGCAUCCAACUUCAAACCGAUAUCUUCCAUCUCCCGACCCAGAAAGCAGCUGCCCUUCUCCUCAACCAUCUCCUGUGGGAACGCGGCCACGAGAAUGGCUGCAACCUCAUGAGCUGGACCAGCUCUCUUCUAUUCGCCCUCCAAUACGCACUCUAUCGCCACCGGAAGGACGGCGACGACCUUGGCCAGAUCCAGCUUAUAGUCCUAGACACCACGCUGUUCGCACGAGGCACUUUCAUGCAGGACAUGGAAAUAAUGCGUUCCUUCGCGGACAGUGACCGGCGCCUGCAGAAAUUCGUCGAGUUCCGAGAAUCAGAAUACUAUUUCGGCGAGUACAUCACCCAAGGCAGACUCGAGAUCCAGGACCGGUGUGUAUGCACCUCUGUGCAGAAAAUGAUUGACCUGGGCCUCUUCCAGCUGCAGCCACUGCUUGCAGAUCGGACCCAGUGGCAAUGGUGGCCCAAGCGGGUCCUUGCCUUUCGAGAACAGUUUACCAGUGAGAAGGUAGUGCCUACUCCGGAUUCUGAUGUUGAAAUUGCCGUCAAUAUAGCCAGACAGUGUUUUGGUGGACAGUGGGCUGUCCCCGUGGCGAUUAUGCUGCUUGCGCUGUUGCCACGUAAGGUGGAUGAUACGACUCUUAUGGAAGGCUUCAAAGCCCGAUUCACUGCUGCUGAUAUUCGGCGUGCCCGGUUGGAUCGUAUGAAGGUGGAUAGCACACGUCUUCCGGAGGUUGGCCAGUUCAAGGAUCUUCUACAGUCUCUUCAGCGUAAUUGCGUGGACUCUGAAUAUAACAGUCUUGCUGCCCAUGUCCAGGCAUUACAGGUGUGA